Messenger RNA from Meriones unguiculatus (Mongolian gerbil), 5106 nucleotides. RefSeq lists its product as uncharacterized. Gene Ontology annotation, biological process: proteolysis; virion assembly; DNA integration. NCBI's taxonomy places the organism in Eukaryota, Metazoa, Chordata, Mammalia, Rodentia, Muridae. Gene Ontology annotation, molecular function: zinc ion binding; nucleic acid binding; aspartic-type endopeptidase activity. The record is from RefSeq and is a predicted model, not a curated record.
AUGGGUCAAUCAGUUACCACCCCUAAAAGUCUGACUCUACAGCACUUCAAGGAGGUCCGGAGCAUCGCCAACAACCUCUCGGUGGAGGUCCGGAAAGGAAAAUGGGACACCUUUUGCUCCUCUGAGUGGCCGAUGUUUAAUGUAGGAUGGCCACGAGAUGGCACCUUCAACCUAGACAUUAUUUUGCAGGUCAAAAUGAAAGUCAUGGAUCCUGGGCCGCACGGGCACCCGGAUCAGGUCCCUUACGUCAUUACAUGAGAGUCCUUGGUCAAGGACCCCCCUCCCUGGGUAGAGCCUUUUCUCCCAACACGCUGUACCCCGCCUGUUCCUUCGGCCCCCCUAUUGCCAGUCUCCGCUCCUCGGCCCCAGUCUUCCUCCCUGUAUCCUAUCUUACAGAAGGAUUCCAAAGAUAACAGGACGAGGGGGCCUAGAGCCGCGGUUCUGCCCGCCGAGGACGGCCCCCUCAUAGAUCUUCUUUCUGAACAGCCUCCACCCUAUGGGGCGGCCCCCGCACCUUCGGCCCCUGUUCCCCAGCCCCAGGUUGCCCCCCCAGACCCGGCCCCGUCCCCGGUGGCCGGCCGACUGCGUAGCCGCCAGGAGGGGCUCCCAGAUAGCUCAUCUCAAGCUCUUCCUUUGAGAGCGGGGCCGGAUGACCGGCUGCAAUAUUGGCGGUUCUCCGCUUCGGACCUCUACAACUGGAGGAACAAUAACCCCUCCUUCUCUGAUGAUCCGUCCAAACUAACUGCUCUCAUUGAGUCCAUUCUAGUCACCCACCAGCCUACAUGGGAUGAUUGCCAGCAACUUCUUCAGACCCUCCUGACCACGGAGGAAAAGCAGCGGGUAGUCCUGGAAGCCCGCAAGAACGUUCCCGGGGACGACGGGCAACCGACCCAGCUCCCAGACCUCAUCGAAGGGGCGUUUCCUUUGACUCGCCCCACCUGGGAUUACUCCACCGUACGCGGUAGGGAACACCUACGUCUCUAUCGCCAGUUGCUCUUAGCGGGUCUCCGGGGGGCAGCUAGACGCCCCACCAAUUUGGCCCAGGUAAAGUCAGUCACCCAGACCCCAGAGGAGUCUCCCUCGGCGUUUCUAGAGAGACUUAAAGGGGCAUUCCGCAUGUACACGCCUUAUGAUCCAGAAGAUCCUGGGCAGGCAACCAACCUAGCUAUGUCCUUUAUUUGGCAGUCUGCCCCAGAUAUUAAAAAAAAACUAGAGAGACUCGAAAAUUUAAAGGAAAGCACGAUCCAGGACCUACUUAAGGAGGCAGAGAAAUUUUUCAACAAAAGGGAGACCCAGGAAGAGAGGGAUGAGAGAUUGAAAAAGGAGGCAGAGGAAAGGGAGAGCGCGCGGGAACGUAAGAGAAAUAGAGAGUUCAGUAGACUGUUGGCUACCGUGGUAACAGGGACAGGUCAGAGACAGGAUAGGCAGGGCCUGGGAGACCGAAGGAGGCCCAACCUGGACAAGGAUCAAUGUGCCUAUUGCAAGGAGAAAGGCCACUGGGCACGAGAUUGCCCCAAGAAACCUGGAGGACCUCGCCGGCCCCGACCCCGGGCCGAUAUCCUUAGCCUGGACGACUACGGGCGUCAGGGUCAGGAGCCCCCCCCUGAACCCAGGCUAACACUUAGAGUGGGGGGCCAACCGGUCACCUUCCUAGUGGACACAGGAGCACAGCAUUCAGUCCUGACGACCUCACCGGGUCCUCUCACCACUCGAUCCGCCUGGGUCCAGGGAGCCACCGGAGGAAAAAGAUAUCAGUGGACAACAGAGAGAUGGGUUGAACUCGCCACUGGUAAGGUACAUGUACCCUUCCUACAUGUACCCGACUGCCCAUACCCCCUCCUUGGCAGGGAUCUGCUCACCAAACUCAAAGCCCAGAUCCACUUCGAGGGAGGCCGCCCUCAGGUAUCGGGCCCUGGAGGCCGACCUCUACAUGUACUAACCCUUAACAUGGAGGAAGAGUAUCGGCUCCACGAGCCCGAACCUCAGGGCCCGGCCGACAUGGCGGACUGGUUAAGAAGGUUUCCCAGAGCCUGGGCGGAAUCAGGAGAAAUGGGUCUAGCGGCCCACCAACCCCCUAUAGUGGUCACCCUCAAGGCCUCCGCCACGCCGGUCUCCAUCAAACAAUACCCGAUGUCGCAUGAGGCCUAUCAAGGAAUUAGACCUCACAUUCGGAGGCUCCUCACAGGCAUUCUGGUACCUUGUCAGUCCCCCUGGAAUACACCUCUCCUUCCAGUCAAAAAGCCAGGGACAAAUGAUUAUCGCCCGGUACAGGACUUAAGAGAGGUCAAUAAAAGGGUGGAGGACAUACAUCCCACGGUGCCCAACCCGUAUAACUUGCUUACUGGACUCCCCGCAAGGUACCUCUGGUACACCGUGUUAGACCUUAAGGAUGCUUUCUUCUGCCUAAAACUCCACCCUCGGAGUCAGCCAAUUUUCGCCUUUGAAUGGAGGGAUCCAGAGUUGGGACUGUCGGGCCAGCUCACCUGGACCAGACUCCCACAGGGGUUUAAGAAUAGCCCCACCUUAUUUGAUGAGGUGUUACACCGGGACUUGGCUGAUUUCAAGGUUCAUCACCCUGCCUUAGUUCUGCUCCAAUAUGUGGAUGACCUCCUUUUGGCUGCAGAAACUGAGGAAGACUGUAAAAGGGGAACCGAGGCCCUCUUAGGAACUUUGGAGACCCUAGGGUAUCGGGCCUCAGCUAAAAAGGCCCAAAUCUGUCAAAGGCAGGUUACAUACUUGGGCUACCAGAUCAGUAAUGGACAGAGAUGGCUGACAGAGGCAAGGAAGCAAGCCAUCCUGCAAAUCCCAGAGCCCAAAAACCCAAGGCAAUUGAGGGAGUUCCUGGGCACUGCUGGGUUCUGCCGCCUUUGGAUUCCGGGGUUUGCAGAAAUGGCGGCCCCGCUUUAUCCACUCACCAAGCUGGGGACCCUCUUCACCUGGGGGGGUGAACAGCAGAGGGCCUAUGCAACCAUAAAGGAGGCCCUGCUAGCUUCCCCGGCGUUGGGGCUGCCGGACCUAAACAAGCCCUUUGAGCUAUUUGUGGACGAGAAACGGGGGUAUGCGAAAGGAGUCCUAACUCAAAAACUAGGACCAUGGAAGCGCCCAGUCGCCUAUUUGUCAAAAAGACUGGAUCCGGUGGCCUCGGGAUGGUCCCCUUGUUUGAGGAUGGUGGCAGCAAUCACCCUCCUGAUUAAAGACUCUGGCAAGCUGACUAUGGGACAGCCGAUAACAAUCCUGGCUCCUCACUCCGUGGAGGCCCUGGUCAGACAACCUCCGGGCCGAUGGCUCUCCAAUGCCUGCAUGACCCACUAUCAGGCUCUACUACUGGACACUGAUCGAGUGUUUUUCGGUCCCGUGGUAGCUCUUAACCCAGCAACCCUGCUUCCCCUACCAGAGGGCCCAGAGACUCAUGAUUGUCUCCAGAUACUUGCAGAGGUGCACGGCACCCGGCCUGAUCUGACCGACCAGCCUCUCCCCGACGCCGACUUCACCUGGUACACGGACGGAAGCAGUUUUGUGGACACUGGGGAACAAAGAGCAGGGGCUGCGGUUACCACAGAAUCUGAGGUAAUUUGAGCCAGCGCCCUCCCACCGGGCACUUCGGCACAACGGGCGAAACUCAUCGUCCUAACCCAGGCCCUCCGGAUGGCAAAAGGUAAAAAGCUCAACGUUUACACCGAUAGCCGCUAUGCCUUCGCCACUGCCCACAUCCAUGGGGAGAUUUACUGGAGGAGAGGGUUGCUUACCUCAGAGGGAAAACCGAUCAGAAAUAAGCCUGAAAUAUUGGCCCUACUGGAGGCGUUGUUUCUGCCCUCCAAACUAAGUAUCAUUCACUGCCCGGGCCAUCAGAAAGGGGACGACCGAGAAGCCCGAGGCAACCGCUUAGCGGACGCCACUGCUCGAGGGGCCGCGAUGGAAAAGAAACCAGACACCUCCCAGCUUCUUCCCCUAAAGUCAACCGAACCUGAGACUCAGAAAUGGGUGCUGGAGGGAAAGCCCGUGUGGCCACAACAGAUGACCCAUUGCCUAGUCAGUUACCUCCAUAAGCUAACCCAUCUGGGUUACAGAAAAAUGAAGACCCUCCUCGCAAGGGAGGAAGACACCCAUUACUUACUAGGAAAGGACAAAAUUCUGCAACAAGUGACUGAAAAUUGCUCGGCAUGUGCCCAAGUCAACGCAGGUUCCCAUAAAUUGGGCUCAGGAAUCAGGGCACGGGGACACCGGCCCGGCACUCAUUGGGAAGUGGACUUCACUGAGGUAACACCUGGACUUUACGGAUACCGGUAUCUGCUGGUAUUUGUGGACACCUUCUCUGGAUGGGUAGAGGCCUACCCCACUAAGCACAAAACAGCCAGGGUAGUCGCCAAGAAACUCCUGGACGAGAUUUUCCCAAGGUACGGUAUGCCGCAAGUCGUAGGCUCGGAUAAUGGCCCGGCCUUCGUCUCCCAGGUAAGUCAGUUGGUGGCCACCUUGCUGGGGAUUGAUUGGAAGUUACAUUGCGCAUACCGACCCCAGAGUUCAGGGCAGGUAGAACGCAUGAAUAGGACCAUUAAGGAGACUUUGACCAAAUUAACGCUUGCAGCUGGCACUAGAGACUGGGUGACCCUUCUUCCCCUAGCUCUGUACCGAGCCAGAAAUACUCCAGGCUCCCACGGACUCACUCCUUUCGAGAUUUUGUAUGGCGCCCCCCCCCACCUGCGGUUCACUUCCUGGAUUCUGAUUGGUGACUUUGCCCCUACCCCAUCUCUCCAAGCCCAUUUACAGGCCCUCCAGAUCGUCCAACGGGAGGUGUGGAGACCCCUGGCAGCCGCGUACCGAGAGCAGCUCGAGCGUCCCGUGGUGCCACAUAAUUUCCAGAUUGGGGAUUCCGUAUGGGUGAGGCGCCACCAAACCAAGAACCUUGAGCCCCGCUGGAAAGGACCCUAUACGGUUCUGCUGACUACUCCCACCGCACUCAAAGUUGACGGGAUCGCCGCUUGGGUCCACGCAUCCCACGUCAAGGCCGCCGCCCCUGGAGAAGACAAACACCCCAUUCCCACUUCAGGAUGGCAGUUGCAUCGCACUCAAAACCUGCUAAAGAUAAGACUAACCCGCCACCACCCUUGA